AUGCUGCGGGCGUUUGUCGAAGAUACGCUGCCGCAUAGGGUUUUGCGGUCUCGCCUCUCGGGCAAAUCCCCGUCCACUGCAGCGUUGGAACAACCGGACACCGGCGUAUACUGCUGCAGCGAUAUAGACCACGAAGUACCCACAGCGGUGACCACCGCAGUAUUCACGUCGGCAGAAUGCAAGCGAUUGUCCGCCGGACCCUUGAACACUGCUGCAGCACUCACAGACGACACCACAGAUCGGAAGCGACUACCGGCAUCCAAGGCG
Aphanomyces astaci is the source of this 267-nucleotide messenger RNA. RefSeq lists its product as hypothetical. NCBI's taxonomy places the organism in Eukaryota, Oomycota, Saprolegniomycetes, Saprolegniales, Verrucalvaceae. The record is from RefSeq and is a predicted model, not a curated record. The transcript has a single exon. The annotation marks the transcript as partial.